Molecule: messenger RNA, 1670 nt
Organism: Trifolium pratense (red clover)
Lineage: Eukaryota; Viridiplantae; Streptophyta; Magnoliopsida; Fabales; Fabaceae
Product: UPF0301 protein Cpar_0662
Exons: 3
Coding region: 308-1300 (330 amino acids)
Source: RefSeq, a predicted model, not a curated record
UCGCGGUGAAGGCAAUUGAGUCGAGUGAAGCUAACAUGCGGUGAAGAAUAGAAUUGGGUUAAAAUAAGGAGCAUAUUCUCUUUCGUUCUUUCCAUUCCAAAGCGUCAUUUUCAUAAAUAAUUUGUUGGUGAUCUUCUUUUUCCAUCUUCCCAAUCCAAUCAUCGACUAGUAUUAUUUUUCUUUAAAUUAUUAUCAGUAUAUUUAUUUAUUAUUUGUUUCAUCUUACUUACCUUACCCGUUCGUUCGUUUGUGAUGAUCGUUGGUUGUGUUUAAUCUCUUGUUUGUUUUGUUUGUAGCCCAGAGGAGUAUGGAUCUGUGUGCCGUACACGUGAAGAACCUUUUCCACACAAAUUCAUUCUCGGUAAGAACAAGAAUAAUAAGAACUAGAAGCUCGGAGAUCACACUUUUGAGAACAACUAACUCUAAACAACACAUUCGCAGCCCGUUUCUUGUCGCUGCUUCCGGCAACAACAACUCUUCUUCUGGUAAUGGUGAACAGUCUAUUCCAGAAGGAGAUGGUAUUAGAGGAAACAAUAAUGCUGAUAAAUCAAAUAACUCUGACAAGCGUCAUCAUAUUAAUCUGGAUUGGCGUGAAUUCAGAGCAAAACUAUAUAGAGACGAGCUGAAAGAAAUAGCAGAUACUGAUGCACACAAACAAGGUGCGAUAUUACAUAAUUCCAAACCUCUUGGAACAAAGUGGGCUCAUCCUAUUCCUGUACCUGAGACUGGCUGUGUACUUGUGGCUACCGAAAAGCUUGAUGGUGUUCGCACCUUUGAAAGAACUGUCGUUCUGCUUCUCAGAUCUGGAACUAGACACCCACAAGAAGGGCCUUUUGGAAUUGUCAUCAACCGUCCUCUUCAUAAAAAGAUUAAACACAUGAAACCUACAAAUCGUGAUUUAGUAACCACCUUCUCUGAUUGCUCUCUGCAUUUUGGUGGACCUCUUGAGGCAAGCAUGUUUUUGCUAAAAUCAGGGGAGAAGUUGAAGGUUCCAGGAUUUGAAGAGGUAGUCCCUGGGCUAUGUUUUGGAGCUCGGAACAGUUUGGAUGAUGCAGCAGGGCUUGUGAAGAAGGGGAUUAUCAAGCCUCAUGAUUUCAGUUUCUUUGUUGGUUAUGCUGGAUGGCAAAUGGACCAGUUGAGAGAUGAAAUUGAGUCAGACUAUUGGUAUGUGGCUGCAUGUAGCUCAAGUUUGCUGUACGAGGCUUUGACAGAUUCUUCUGAAGGUAUGUGGGAGGAGAUUUUGCAACUGAUGGGUGGUCAUUACUCAGAAUUGAGCCGGAAGCCAAAGCAAGACUCAUAGGUACUAAUAUACAUGGUUUCAGGUUUAGAGACAAAUUGAUACACGUAAAAUGGUGGUGUUACGAAGCAAUGUGCAGUGAAGUUUGCACUAAUGUCAAAUAAGUAGGUAAUUUAGUCUCCCAUCCUGUUUUUAUUGUUCAGCAUAAGAGGAAUGGUGCUUGUAAUUAUGCUUGAUAUAUUUGCAUGUAAGUAUGAAAUUAGUUUUGGGUUAGUCAUAGUUGUAUCCAAAGCUUAAAAACAAAACAAAGUCCGCAGCGCCUUUGAAUCAAUGUUUUAUCAAUCUAUGAUCGACGAAGGGACAUGCAGUGCACGAAAGCAAUCAAGAAAUUUCUAACAAUGGUAAAUUAUAGUACUUCUCUCUGAAGCAUAAA